CAGCACCCUCUUACAAAGGAAGGUCAGAGCCCAGAUUUCAAAGAGUCAGGGAACUCAGGAGUCUUCAGCCCCAUCCUGCUCUUACAGCUGGUCAGCCGCCAGAAGGAUGAAGGUGAUCCUGGCUACCCUGGUCUUCCUCCUCAUUCUUGCUGUCCUCCACUCUGAGGCCAAUGAAGAACCAGUUAAUAAAUUAACCUCCCAUCUGUGCUGUUUCACCUACAUCUCACGGAAGGUCCCACUCCGGAUUGUGAAAGGUUAUGACAGGACCAGUGACCAGUGCCCCACACCAGGGGUCAUCUUCCUCAUGCAACAGGGCCGACAGAUCUGCGCCAACCCCAAUGUUGCCUGGGUGCAGGAGUACAUCAGACACCUAGACCACGCGUCUAAGUUGUCUGGGAGCACUGGGGCCCGCAUGGCCAAGGGAGUGUGAAGAGACGCCACGGAGCCCCCUUCCCUCCCCAACUCUCUCAGCCCCAGAAGGUCCCUGGGAGUUGUCCUGGUCCAAAUUGAAACUCUUUCUUGCUUUUCUGUGCUCCCAUUCUCUAAUGAAUCCUGCUCUUUCCUGAAGCUUCGCUUUGACACUGCCGUCUGGGACCUGAGGACACUGUGGCCCCCAGACAGCAUCUGUCUCCCCUUUGCAGGCAGCCAGUUGUUGAAAUAAAGCCAUGCCCCAGAAAGGAAACUGGGUGGUUUGAACUGAUUCUCUCACA
Zalophus californianus (California sea lion) is the source of this 710-nucleotide messenger RNA. RefSeq names its product regakine-1-like. Lineage: Eukaryota; Metazoa; Chordata; Mammalia; Carnivora; Otariidae. The record is from RefSeq and is a predicted model, not a curated record. Bases 107 to 430 code for a protein of 107 amino acids. Gene Ontology annotation, molecular function: chemokine activity; CCR chemokine receptor binding. Gene Ontology annotation, cellular component: extracellular region. The transcript has 3 exons. Gene Ontology annotation, biological process: cellular response to tumor necrosis factor; G protein-coupled receptor signaling pathway; positive regulation of ERK1 and ERK2 cascade.